This is a messenger RNA of Pocillopora meandrina, 5081 nucleotides long. NCBI's taxonomy places the organism in Eukaryota, Metazoa, Cnidaria, Anthozoa, Scleractinia, Pocilloporidae. The record is from the annotation of a GenBank genome assembly.
AUGAGUCCAAUUGACGACGAUUUACUGUGUUUAAUUUGUCAACUUCCUUUGCGAGAGCCAGUUCUGACGAGAUGCGGCCACAGAUUUUGUCGACAAUGCCUCGAGCAACAUCUUGCAAGGUUUGCGCUCGUAUAUCGCUACUUUAUUGUCACUCAUCAAUGAAAGUUACGUUCUACUCAUCGCUUAAAAAUUUAGAUAAGAUAUUUUUUAUAUAAACGUGCUUGCAAUAAGUCAGUCAUGACAUCUCCAAGAAAGCAUAAUAUCAUUGAAAGGUAAACCGUGGACGACUAACUUCUCGCACUCAAUAAAGCUAAUAGUUCUCUUGAUUUCUGCUUGUUAUUCAAAAAAUGCACCCAUUCGCGUCGCUCACUCGUGAAAUAUUUUUCAAGACUCGAAGAGAAACUUCUUAUCGCCGCCCAGCCAUAUUAUGUCCUCUAUAUCUAUGCAACUGCGAUAAAUUUCUCAAGUUAGGUGACCAUUAGCCCACAGUACGUUAGUAAAAUAAACCCGGCUCUGAUCAUUCGUCUGUGUCGGUAUUUAUGUUCUCGAAAGUCAAGUCUCUUUCACCAAAGAUCGACGAAGCUGGAGUGGCAUUUGCAAUGCAAAUCUGCACUUCACUUGCAGCACGGCCUAGCUUAAAAACCACAUAGGUGAUAAUAUUUUAUAAUAUCAUCCGACGGGAUAGGAAAACAAGUUGUUAUAUCUUAUGUAGCAUACACGCAUUAUGUAUACAUCUUAUGUUGCAUACAUCAAUUAGUUUAUAUUUAAGCAUCUUAAUGUUUUUAAGGCCCGGUUCAAACGUCGAACUUCCAUACACUGCAACUAAUAGUCAGGUUUGGCACAUGUAAACUUCGACGUUUGAAUCAAUCGACUUCAUUUCAUACUUCGAACCGUUUCAUGUGCCGAAUCUAAUGCAUACAUUACAAAUACAUGAAAUAAAUUAAUUUUUACUCAGAGCACUGCACGUUUCGUAUAUUUGUCAUGCACACACAACUUGAUUUGCAACGAAAUGGCGGGAAAAGCGGAAAAUAAUUAGAGUCUACCACUGCCGUCAGUUCAAUGGAGUAGAAAUUCUUAAAAUUAUGAUACUCUUUGCAUGCCUGAAGUCAUAAAGGCGGGUUUUUCAUAGGAAUAUGGCAGCCACUGUAUUGCUGCUCAGCAGCGAAGAAAUCGCCAAAAUUGUUCCUUGUCGAUAAUUUUUGUUUGAACCCUUCUUCAGUUUGAGGCACGUGACUUGACACAGUCUCAUUCCAUAAAUGGUCCACCAGGUCUUGACAGACUUCUUAGCAGAUCGAGGAGACAGUGGAGAUGCCUAGUCCUGACAUUUCUGCAAUGGUAUAAAGAUAAUCUCCUCUGUCUAUUCUAUACAGACAAAUAGCAAGCCUCAUUGCUGGCGAUAUCGGUUCACAGUUUGAUGAAUAAGGAAGGGUUCAAUACGGUUCAGGAUGAAAUUAAAUGUUUCCCGGGAAGCUCUGAAAGUUUUCAUGAAUCCUGCCUCUGAAUAGGUGUUGCAAGCAUUCCCCCCGCCCAGCCAAUAUCUCUUUUCAGCCGAUAACAAGUAUGAACUGGGCGAGAAAUGGUGAUGUUCCUUUGGGUAAUGAGUAAUACUAGAGGGCAAGCGAAAUUCAAAACUCUUCUCCUCCUGGUAGCGAGGUUAGUUAAUGCUAACUGCAUCUUCUGCAUCUUGAGUCGCCUUCUCCUACCCUCCUUCAUCGCACUGGCUCUUCGUUUCUACAACUUGUCUUUCCCGCAUUUUUCCCGCCAUUUUGGUAAGCAAUAACUGCUGAUCGCAAUAGAGUCAUGUUCACUUUUUCAAUUAAGUUCGAUUUAAUUAGGUUCGACGUUUGAAUCACCUGCCAAACUUAAUUAUUUGAGUCGACCCAAAUUGGUGCUAGGUUCGGCACAUGUAAAGUUCGACGUUUGAACCGGGCGUUUAAGGGUCAAAAUCCGCCCCCAGCGGCCUCUUAGGGGCAUAUCUUCAAUUACUGUUGCAACUGUUUACCAUCCGCCGAGUGCAACCGGUUCUUUGACUUUAAACUACUUGUUCCAGUCGCAAUCAAAAAUUGAAUCCCUUUCUCUUGAAUGUGGCCUCAUUCUUUUAGGGGAUUUCAAGAAGCUGAACUGCUCUGGUUACAGGAACACUUUCGGUCUCCAUUCAAUCGUCCCAUUUCCAACUCGUGGACAGAGUAAACUGGGCCUUGUCUAAAUGUGUCUUUUCAAGCGAGAGUUGCAAACUCGUUUCCCGGGUUGAUACACGCGCAUGCGAUAAACUCCAAACCAAAAUAGGAUCUUUUCUUUCUUUAUUCCUUCCCUAUUCCUUGGGGUGUUAUUAUAUCGGAGCGGUCAACUGAAAUUAUUACGUAAAGAAAUCAGCUAAGUAUGGUGAUCAUAGCUUAGGAAUGAUCUCUCUUGAACUGAAACGCUAACUAUAAUUUUCUGUCCAAAAAGAACUAAUCACGGGGGCGUCAACAUAACCAGAAAAUAUUUCGCAGCUUUUCUCGGAAGCGGUAACACUUAGCUUCAAUGGAAGCAGUUACACCUUGUUUUUACCAAUCUUAAUGCAUUUUACUCAAAUUUUGAAAUCACGAGCGCCAAGCAGCCCUUGCUCGUGAUGAUAAAGCUUGCUUUCGCCGCCUUCGGAAUCUUGUUAACCGCUAGCUGAUGAGGUCCUGUUAUGCUAAAUACUAUGGACCCAAAGUCGAACAUCUUAGAGAUUGCGAGCCGCGUAGGUGGUGGAAAGAAGUUAAAUCGCUCGGCGGGAUGCAAUCAGCCACGCACACGGAUCCGACGUCUGUCCUGAAGCAUAUUGACUCAGGGUCUGAUUCUAGUCCUACUUCCCUUGCCAAUAUCAUUAAUAAUGCAUUUUUGCCCCAAUUUAUACAAUUAUUCCUUUGGAUCCUGAAUUUUCUGUUGUUGCGCAACACACCGAUGCAUCAACGGUUACUGAGUUCCGUGUCCUAAAGAAACUCACCGCCCUUAAUUGUGCCAAAGCUUCAUGACCAGGCGGCAUACCUGGCUGGCUGCUAAAAGAGAACCUGGACUUACUGGCUCCUGUGGUUACUGAGAUCCUUAAUUUCUCAUAAUCGGAGGCUCCACUGCUCCAUACCUGGAUAAACGCUAACGUUGCCCUAUUCCUCAACAGACCCCUCAUCAGGCCUACUGAAACUUUCAUACCACCGUCAGGAACUGGUUGAUGAAUUAUUCAAGAAAAUAAUUCAGAGCGAACAGAACAAACUCCAUGAUCUUCUUUCUGCUCGUAAGACAAGAACUUUGAACCUUAGAAACAAAGGGAAGCCGGUUUAGGCCAGUGUUCAAGACAAAAAGAUUUCGUAACAGUUUUAUCACUUUUAAUACCCUAAAAGCUUAAACUAUUUUAUUUGACUAUUUUAUUGGAAUGUUAUAUUCAUUCGAAAAAGUCUAUCUACAAACGUAACAGAUAGACAAACAAAUUUUUAUUACAAACUUGCUUUAAACCAUUGAUAGUUCUUUUAGAUGUUAUGGUUGAUAUUAUCCUUGGUAAUAAUCGUGUAAUUCAAUUUUUUUCGUCGCAAAGCGAUAAUAAGUAAACCACUUAUCUUUCUCCUUAGCUUCUAAUUUGUCAUUUAUCACAGAUUUUAUCUGGGAAAUUAGUCAUAUAUAGUUCAAAGUGAUUUUCCGUAAGAUUUUCAAAUGGCAUUGCAAAGCAGAGAAAUAAACUUUGUUUGUCGUCGAAUGAUAUAGGAGCUUACUUUAGGUGACUGAAUAAUAAUGCGCUUGCAUCGGCUAUAAUAUACGAACUUGUACAUGGCUACACAGACCAAGUGAGUUAUUCAAGUUCAUGGAUAUAAGCUUAUGUCAAAAGUUUCGCGUUAUGUUCUUGCAGUCCUUCUCAAAACGAAAUAUAGCCAUAUCGUUCAAAAUGUUUAAAAAAUCAAAAUCAUGAUUGAUAUUUUUUCUUUCAACAGGCAAGAAAGUCAACAUCAAGUCUGUAAUUGUCCUGUUGAUAGAGAAAAACUUGAGCGCAGCCAGGUACAUAAAACGGGUAACACAAAAGCCUGGUUCAUGCAGGAGAAAAUGUAGAUUUACUGGUCGAACAUCCACGUGAUCAGAAGGCUCUGAGAUACGUUAGUGCCGUCGAUUGUUGGAAGUAAAUUCGCUAACACUCGUUGUUUGUUUGGUUGAAUCUUCUUCAAUCUCUUUUCUUCUCAAGUUGUUACAACGGGGACUAACCCCUAUCGCAUGAGAAAAGUGAGGGUCACCGUUUAUAAAGUGACACUACCGAUGACGCGACUAAGCUGUCAAUCUUCUGUACCGUCAUCGUUCCAUCUCAGCCAGCGAAUCACGUUAGAUUGCGUAUGACAGUUCCUGCUUAUUAGGUAUGCGCCUUCGAGUUAGGAAUGCAGGAAUGGUUUAAAGUAAUAGAAUAUUUCCAUUCCUUACCCCGACACCAAUAUAAGGAAACCCUUAUGAUAUUUCAGAUUAAAUAUAGUCCCAUUUUUAUCGUUUAACACGAUGACAUCCAACAUGGCGGUGAGGCUUUUUGUCUCAAGAAAGACGAUGUCUUAGAUACCUAGGGAAUAUCUUUGCUACUUCCCUUAUUCAAAAAGCAGAAAAUUUAAGCUUUGUAGCCCUAAAAGUAUUUCAGUAUUACGUGAAUGUAUUCGUAAAUAGAUGGUUCAAGUACUUUAGUCAAAGCGUAACUUCUUUCAGAUGUCUUUGAAAUGGGCACAACUUUAGCCGUGCAGUGCAGGGUCUCAGAGUUGAUUGUAGUCCAGCUCGCCUAUGAGUUAAAUUUUGAGAAUAAAAUAAAAAUAAACAAGUAUAAAAACUUUCAUUUUCAUUUCAUAUAGGAUGUAUUUCCUGACAAAGCAACUGAAAGGAAGAUCCUCUCGUUUACCAUAAAAUGCCGAAAUGAAGGUUGCGAGUGGACUGGCGAACUGCGGGAAAAGAGGUACAGUACCUCUCUUUUUCACAGACAGAGAAAGUUUUACUUUUAUUCAGAGGGGUAAUCAUGCACACUGUGCUGAAGGGCUGAAAAACUAUUCGCUUUACGUGGCAAAAGAAGUCCUCAAGCUUAAAAUAGACUCAGGACAUAAAUGGCG